AUGGUCUGCGCUUCUAUCUUGUCAAGCGUACAAAAUAAUAGACAUCUUGGCUGUGAACAUGCUGUUAGAACGUUGCAAAAUUCGAAGUUUCUCGAAAAAGUCCGAGUUCCAAUCCAUUGGAAAGAAGUUGUAGAGGAGACCACAAGCGGACGACAUUUUGAAGCUCUUGCUGGGGUGACACAGACAUGCAAACAAUUGGCUGCUCAUACUAGGAAGGCUGUUGAGAACAAGGAGGAACUUCUCGUAAUAGGAGGUGAUCACAGCUGUGCGAUGGGAACAUGGAGUGGGGUGGCUUCAGCAAUUCGACCUUGUGGAGAAUUAGGGCUCAUAUGGGUUGAUGCUCAUAUGAAUCUAACGUCUCUCGGCGAUACUCUCUCGAAAGUUUUACCUCACAAUAUGUGUAUGGUGGGAAUUCGAAGUUAUGAGAAGGGCGAACAGGAACUCCUUGAAAGACUGGGUGUUCGUAUUUUCUACAUGGAGGAAGUAGAUCGUCGCGGGAUUGCUGAUGUUAUGCAAGAGGCACAGUAUUUGGUCACUAGGUUAGAACACAUAUGGAUUCGGAAUGUCUAUUGA
Strongylus vulgaris is the source of this 573-nucleotide messenger RNA. Lineage: Eukaryota; Metazoa; Nematoda; Chromadorea; Rhabditida; Strongylidae. The record is from the annotation of a GenBank genome assembly.